This is a messenger RNA of Thlaspi arvense, 738 nucleotides long. The record is from the annotation of a GenBank genome assembly. Lineage: Eukaryota; Viridiplantae; Streptophyta; Magnoliopsida; Brassicales; Brassicaceae.
AUGAAUAAUGUGAGGUUCAGCUCCGUUGACAACUCAACCGUGAGCCAUAUAAGGUCCCUGAACAGUAAGACCUUCCACAUCACUGUCCUGGGCUGCAACAACUUCAUCUUCCAAAACAUCUACGUCAUCGCGCCGGGGACGAGCUUUAACACCGACGGCAUCCACAUGGCCCAGAGCUACAACGUUUCCGUCCUCGAUUCCACCAUCAUGACCGGCGAUGACUGCAUUUCCGUGGGUGACGGCACCCGUAAUGUCACAGUUGAGCGACAUCGGCAGCCUCGGCAGGCCCAAAAUGAGCAACCCGUCGUCGGAUUCACCGUCAAGAAUUGCACCUUCACCGGAACGCUAAACGGCGUCCGAAUCAAAACCUGGCCGACACCCAAGACCGGCGUCGUCACCGAUAUCCACUAUGAAGAUCUUAUUCUGAAUGACGUUUCGAAUCCAAUUAUCAUUGAUCAGGAGUACUGCCCUCUCAACUUAUGCGACCGUUCGACUCCUUCCAGAAUUAAGAUAAGCAAUGUGAAGAUCAAGAACGUCACAGGAACUUCCGCGACUCAGGUUGCUGUGAAGAUCUCAUGUAGCAAAGCCUCCCCCUGCGAAGACGUGGAGAUUGGGGACAUUAACCUCACCUACUCGGGCCCCGGAGGUCGCGCCACCAGCGAGUGCGCCAAUGUCCAGCCAAAAUUUUCGGGCAAGCAGAAUCCACCAGUGUGCGCCGCUCGCGCCGUGUCUUCUUAA